GUCACGUGAGGGUGGGCGGUGGAGGCGGAGGCUUGUCUCGCUUGUUUCUUUGCUUCUACGGUUUUCAGAGGUGGGCAGCUUUGACCCAGAAGCAGCUGGAGCUACAGUGUUGACGAUGUUUCGUAUUACUUCUCUUUCUGCAUUGGCAGAGCUGGCAGUGGGCUCUCGAUGGUACCAUAGAGGAUCACAGCCCACCCAGAUCAGGCGACGGCUAAUGAUGGUGGCUUUUCUUGGAGCAUCUGCAGUAACUGCAAGUACUGGUCUCUUGUGGAAGAGGGCCCUUGCAGAAUCUCCACCAUCUGUAAACAACCUAAAGAGUGAACUCGAUGAUAAAGGGAAGAGUAAAGAUGAAGGGGAAGAUUGUAACCAUGAAAAAAAGUCUUCAGAUAUUUGUCUUGAGUCUUAUCCAGAAGAGAAAAAGAAGAAACGUUCUGGAUUCAGAGACAGAAAAGUGAUGGAAUAUGAGAAUAGGAUUCGUGCAUAUUCCACACCAGACAAAAUCUUCCGAUAUUUUGCCACCUUGAAAGUAAUCAGUGAACAUGGUGAAUCUGAAGUGUUUAUGACACCACAAGAUUUUGUGCGAUCCAUAACACCCAAUGAAAAACAACCAGAACACUUGGGUCUGGAUCAGUAUACAAUAAAACGCUUUGAUGGAAAGAAAAUUGCCCAGGAACGAGAAAAAUUUGCUGAUGAAGGCAGUAUAUUUUACACCCUUGGAGAGUGUGGACUCAUAUCCUUUUCAGACUACAUUUUCCUUACAACUGUUCUUUCUAAUAGUUGGGAUCUCAUUUUCUUUAUUCUUAGCAUUUGUCAUUUCACCAGAGGAGGGUUUGUUCUUGUUAUUGUUGUUGUUUCCUGUGUUAAAAGAGCAAGCCCAAGAAGAAAAACUAGAUUGAUAUACUCACACCCACGAACUUCAGCUAUUUCAGCUCCUCAGAGAAAUUUCGAAAUUGCCUUCAAGAUGUUUGACUUGAAUGGAGAUGGAGAAGUAGACAUGGAGGAGUUUGAACAGGUUCAGAGCAUCAUUCGCUCCCAAACCAGUAUGGGAAUGCGUCACAGAGAUCGUUCUACAACUGGUAACACCCUCAAGUCUGGCUUGUGUUCAGCUCUCACAACCUACUUUUUUGGAGCUGAUCUCAAGGGAAAGCUGACAAUCAAAAACUUCCUUGAAUUUCAGCGUAAACUUCAGCACGAUGUUCUGAAGCUAGAGUUUGAACGCCAUGACCCUGUGGAUGGGAGAAUCACUGAGAGACAGUUUGGUGGCAUGCUGCUGGCCUACAGUGGGGUGCAGUCCAAGAAGCUGACUGCCAUGCAGAAGCAGCUCAAGAAGCACUUCAAAGAGGGAAAGGGCCUGACAUUUCAGGAAGUGGAGAACUUCUUUACUUUCCUAAAGAAUAUUAAUGAUGUAGACACCGCAUUGAGCUUUUACCAUAUGGCCGGGGCAUCUCUUGAUAAAGUGACCAUGCAGCAGGUAGCCAGGACAGUGGCCAAAGUGGAACUCUCAGAUCACGUGUGUGAUGUGGUGUUUGCGCUCUUUGACUGUGAUGGCAACGGAGAGCUGAGCAAUAAGGAAUUUGUUUCCAUCAUGAAGCAACGGCUGAUGAGAGGCCUGGAGAAGCCCAAAGACAUGGGCUUCACCCGCCUCAUGCAGGCCAUGUGGAAAUGUGCACAGGAAACUGCCUGGGACUUCGCUUUGCCAAAACCAUAACAUAGAACUGCACAAGGAGCCACCUCUCCAUGCCAAGCACCUUGGCCCCCUGGGCAGAGCCUUGGCACAGCCCUCCCUGCUGCUACUUCUGAAAGUAGUGCUGAGAUCAUUCCUCCUGGGAAUGAUCUCAGGAUUCAUCGAGUUUCCCCUGUCCUAGUGUUCUGCUAGGCUCUGAUUCUGAACCAGUGAUUUUUCCCUAGAGGUUCUCAAAAACAUGAACAAGUCCUAAAAGUGCAGACCUUUGGCACGUUUGGCAGUACUACCCAUUCAAGCACCCUACGUACAAAGAAUGCUGGGAACCAUCCACGUACCUGCCAACCCUGGGAAACACCCAGUUCUCGAGUCACCCUGCUGUGGAUUUAUAUUAAUAAGAACAUUCCUUGCUUCCUCUCCUGCUGGUGUUUUUAAGCUACGAAUUGGGAAAACCUCUGGCAGAAAAGGGAAUCAGUGAUGAAUGAUAAUGAGGGUGACUCAGGCACCCUGAGCUGGUGGGAAGCCUGGGCCAGAGGAAGGAUUUGUGUCAGUCCCCAGGAUCGCUGUGAGGCGAAGUGCACAGUGGGAAGGGAGCAAGAUUAGGAAUUUCAAGUAGCUACUUCAUGGCUCUCUCCACUCCCUUCUUUUCCUCUCAGGCUCCCUAAGAAGACUCCUGCACGAGUGUACUUAUUAAAUGAGCAGCAGUGAUUGAGCUCGCAUUCCCUGCAAGUGCCACUUCCCCUCUGGGCCUGUGCCUCUGAAGCUGAGGCUUGGCUCAGAGCCUGUCUGCCCUCUGCUUAAACACUUGUAAAAUAUCACUUUAAUUAUAACAGUUUGCAAUAAACCACCCCCCACAAAG
This is a messenger RNA of Hippopotamus amphibius kiboko, 2540 nucleotides long. It is a transcript of the gene MICU1, whose product is annotated as mitochondrial calcium uptake 1. Gene Ontology annotation, cellular component: uniplex complex. Lineage: Eukaryota; Metazoa; Chordata; Mammalia; Artiodactyla; Hippopotamidae. The coding region runs from base 116 to 1708 and encodes 530 amino acids. Gene Ontology annotation, molecular function: calcium ion binding. Gene Ontology annotation, biological process: mitochondrial calcium ion homeostasis; calcium import into the mitochondrion. The record is from RefSeq and is a predicted model, not a curated record. The transcript has 13 exons.